Messenger RNA from Ctenocephalides felis (cat flea), 444 nucleotides. RefSeq lists its product as uncharacterized. The transcript has 4 exons. The record is from RefSeq and is a predicted model, not a curated record. Gene Ontology annotation, molecular function: odorant binding. Lineage: Eukaryota; Metazoa; Arthropoda; Insecta; Siphonaptera; Pulicidae. The coding region runs from base 1 to 444 and encodes 147 amino acids.
AUGCAUGGAAAAGUAGUACUAGUUAUAUUUGUAGUAGCUGCACAAACUGGCGUUUUUGGGUCUUCUAUGUCAACGAACGACAUCUUCAACAAACUUAAAGAUGUUAAACAUGAAUGCUACUCUGAAAAAGAAGAAUUACAAAUAAUUGAAACAAGUCUUGGAGAAGUUCUAGAAGCUGUAGAUCAUAAUUGUUUUGUGGCAUGCGCUUAUAGAAUAUUUGGUUUUUUGGUCGAAGGUAAAUUUAUGGUGGACCACUACAUGGACUCCAUAGCACCAUUUCAUAAGCCAACUUCGAUGGAAUACAAAAAAAUGCAAAACAUUGUCGAUGAUUGUUAUGAACGACACAAAAAAGUCGAAUCUAGAGGCGAAUGUAAAAUUGCAGCCACUAUGAUCGCCUGUAUCAUGCCUCAGGUGCAGAAGAACAAAUUUAAAGUUAUGAUUUAA